Messenger RNA from Triplophysa dalaica, 2331 nucleotides. It is a transcript of the gene atp6ap1lb, whose product is annotated as ATPase H+ transporting accessory protein 1 like b. Gene Ontology annotation, cellular component: proton-transporting V-type ATPase complex. NCBI's taxonomy places the organism in Eukaryota, Metazoa, Chordata, Actinopteri, Cypriniformes, Nemacheilidae. The record is from RefSeq and is a predicted model, not a curated record. The transcript has 7 exons. The coding region runs from base 94 to 1095 and encodes 333 amino acids.
GGCUGCCCGUCAGAGAGCUCAGGUUUAGGGAUGUGCUUUCAGAGCAGAUUAUGAAGCAGACCUCAUCUCUGGCAGUCUCGUCAGAUUGUCUCAAUGGCUAAACACAAGCUUUUCCUGUUUUUUUCUUUGUUGCUGUGUGUGUUUGUCUCUCUGUGUUUGCCCUUCGAUCAAGUGCCUGCGAUCCUGGACAGGAGCUCGGAGGUCCAAGCAUAUCAAGCUGUGAGAAUUAGAACAGAAAGAGAACAAGUCGAGAGUCCAAGUGCCUCACACGAGGAGAGUUAUUCGCCUGCAGCUGAAAAUCCACUCAGAAGAAUACUGCAGCCUUACGGUUGGCAUCUGCAUGCCCAGCCCAGAACCAAGCGGAAGUUACUUCAGUCUACCAGCUCUGGUCCCUAUUCCCCACUAACUGUGGCUUACAAUGGAAAUAUAUGCAUCCUUUUCAAAGCUAAGAGACUGGCUAUUCGAUAUAGGAACAACACUUUCCUGGACCUCACAGAGAGGGUGUUUGGAGCCAGCGCACUAGUGGACACCAAAGGCUCUGUUUGUACCAAGGAGAAGGCAACGUUGUCUUUGCGCUUGGGUGAUGUGGAAGACAUAAGAGGACUUGUAAUCAGGCUUCAGAUGUCCAACACAUUUUAUGAAUCAGUAGGUCAAAACUGGUUCACUCUGGACAGCGUUCACAUCCACUACAACUGGACUCAUGAGGCAACGUUCAAUGCCACGGAGGUCUAUGCCCCCGCCACCUAUUCUUACCACUGCCAGCAUGUCAGCAGCUUACAGAAAUAUGACACCCUACUUGUGCCCAGCUCGCACUCUGACAGCUCGGCGAACUGGCACAUCACUUUCACGGAUUUUCAGAUCCAGGCCUUUAAUGUCCAAUCCAACAAAUUUGCUUCAGCUAGCGACUGCGCGACCUUCUUCACUCCAGCCAUCUUGAUGGGCCUGAUCACAUCUCUGAUUCUGCUGCUGGUGUUGGCCUACGCCCUGCACAUGGUCGUCCACCUCAAGCACAUCGACCGUUACGAAGAGCACAAGACCACCGUAUACUUCCCCCGCACCCCCGAAGCUGAGCUCCCGGACAAGAACAGUGUGUAGGCAGCAAUGUAAAACGCUGUAAAACCAGCUGUGGGCCAGUCUUGCAGAAGACAGAGGGGCAGAAGGAUUGCUUUUUCUGAUUCUGGAUGGCCGAAAUGUCUUCCUGGUCGCUCAAUCCUCAUCACACCGAUCGCUGUCUUAACAUAACUUGUUACGGUGGAUAGGAUGUGAAUGGAUCAGGUUUUUUAAACCUAGGCCGGAGCUAAAACCUGGGCACAUCACGGCUCUCCAGGACCAGGACUGGGAAACCUGUGGAGUGGGGACAAAAAAUUGUGAGAUUGCCUUUAAAUUCCAUUCUGGAGGAUUUUACAAAGCACUUCACUGACUGGAAACAAGUACUGUGGUUAGACAUACAUGAAGUGACUAAUGGAUGUCAGAAAGAAAACAACUGUAAUGACUGUGAUCUGAAUAUGAAAGUCUUUUUUUUACAGUACUUCAGAAAUCACCUUAUCAUUCAUCUGUAACGGAGUCUGUAAUCUUUUCGAGGUUUGCGGAUCUGCCAAUUGUUUUAUGACUGCCAAAGUGGUGCAAAACUGUUUGUGAGCCUUGUUGAAUAACUGACAGUAAUAAUGUGAAUAUGAAAAGAACUAAACAAACCGUAAUAUGUGUACAGUGCUCAAUAUUCUGCUUUAUUAAUUUAAAUAUUCCAACAUAGUAGGAUCAAGGACCUCCAUAAAUAUACUCAUUGGCUUGAAAUGAUCAGCUAGAUAUCCAUAUAGAUCUCUAUUCAUAACCGCUAUUUUAGUAAUGAACAAACCUCUAAUAUAAAGCACCUUUGAAAGCUUGAAAUAUUAAAAAGUGCGUAAAAUAUUUAGCGAUUUUAUAAGCUUCAGGAGUAUGUGAUAUAUUGCACAGAACUUUUUAUAUGAAGGUGGAACAUAUUAGGACUAAUAGCUGAAUUUAGCACCACUUGAGAAUUUAUAGUACAGACAGUAUAACUAUAGCGAUGCUGAAAGAAUGCUGUACAACUAUUCAUAUAAGUGUUUAAUACCCUCAGUAUCAUAAUCGGUAUACCUCUGUAUCUACAAUAAUAACAUCAGUAACUCAUUAUCACAAUAACCUGCAGCAUGACAAUGACUAGAGAUAAUCCUCUACCGUGGCACGCUUCAUACUGGAGACAGACGUGUGUUCAUUUGGACUGAAUGAUGCUGGUGUUCAUGCUGAAGUGCACAAGAAGGGUUUCUGAGUCGAUUCAGUUGUCUGAACAAUAAACUAAAUCAGAUCAAAACAUGUGUC